GAUUUUCAGUCGCACCGUGCAGCACACAUCGUUCGUCCUUCGCUCAAUAGUCAGUCACACACUCGCCCGCGUAGUCGUGCCUGCUUCUCAGUUGCAACGCGAGCUGCAAGCAACUAUUUUGGACUCCUACUCCUAUUCGUUCUCGUUCUCGUUUUCUGCGUCUCAUAAUGGCGGCAAAUCGUGAAUUUUUUAAUGAAAUCAUUGGCAAUAUUGAUGAUUUAUUUGUACCCGACGAUCUGCACAGUGCCCGGCGAGAGCUGCAGGAUGGUGAGAUCUCGAGGACCCUGGAGCGCUGCUACAGCGUGAUAGCGGAGUCGGGCAAGCUACUGAGUGGCAGCACGGCCUCGGCCUUGGCCCACAGGAAGCCAGUGAGUGCCACCUCGUCGCUGCAGCUGUCGGUGACGAGCUUCCUGAGCCGCUUCCUCAAGCGUGCCGUCUACGAGAAGAUCAAGCGCCGCCAGACGCGGCUCGAUCACAAUCUCUUCGAUGUGCUGUGGCCGGCGAUGCGGAAGACGUCCAAGGCCCGCCACCUGGAGGAGGACAUCAAUUAUGGCAUUAUCGCACCGGACUUUGAUGUGUUUGUGGUGUUCCAGGAGUUCCUGGUGCCGCUGCUCAAGGACAUGCACUGCCUGUGCAUCGACGCCGACUUCAAGCCGCAGCCGCGUCUCGCCUUCUUCCCAAUGGAGAACGGGGAUCGGCUGAACACGGCCGCCUUCGUCUACGACGAUGAGUCGCUGCUGGUCACGCGCUGCAUUGUGGAGGCGUCGCGCAAUCUCGACCAGCUGGAGCUGCCGCUCAACCUGACCAUUGGCCAGCUGGAGCAGGCCGAGCGCCUCAUGAUGGGCAAGAUAUUCACGACCAGCUUCGCGGAUGCCAUUGGGGAGACGGAGUCCGGCAACUACUACACCCUCACGGAGCUGCUCGAGCCCGACUCGGAGGUGGCCCUGAUGCUCAGCAGCCUGGGCCUGAUGAUAUCCCUGCUGGACACCAAGGAUCUGGUGCAGGCAGCCGAGUCGACGGCCUUCAAUGGCGCCCUCUGGCCGUACGGCCGUGGCGUCUUCGUCAACUCCGCCCACAACAUGGCCGUGUGGCUGAACUGCCAGGAGCACCUGCGGGUGAUCGCGACGACGAGCAGCAAGGAUCCGGGCGACAUGGGAGCGUCCUAUACGCGGGUGGGACGAGCCGUCACCUAUCUGGAGACGCAGCUGCACUUCAAGGAGAGCUACCUGCUCGGCUAUCUGCAGUCGCGGCCAGCCUUCCUGGGCACGGGCCUCAAAAUGACGACAAUCGUCAAGCUGCCUAAUCUGAUGAAGGAGAUGGACAACCUGCGGCACCUGUGCUCCGUGCGGGGCCUCAGCAUGGUGACGAACCGCCUGUCCAAGCUGACGGUGCGGCUCAUCAAUAUGCAGAGCAUGGGCAUUGCCGAGUACGUGCUGUUCCAGGACUAUUGCACUGCCGUCACCAACAUCCUGUCCCUGGAGAAGGACAUGUCGCUGACGAACUCCAAGCACAUUGCCACCAUGCUGGUGAAGAUCUUCAAGCGCAAGAAGAACAGCAUUGUGGAUCGCAAUUGAAUGCCCCACCUCCAAAUUCCCAAUCCCCCAAUGUACAUACAUGCUCGUACCCGUACCCGUACCCGU
Drosophila obscura is the source of this 1640-nucleotide messenger RNA. Its product is annotated as arginine kinase. Gene Ontology annotation, biological process: phosphocreatine biosynthetic process. Lineage: Eukaryota; Metazoa; Arthropoda; Insecta; Diptera; Drosophilidae. The record is from RefSeq and is a predicted model, not a curated record. Gene Ontology annotation, molecular function: creatine kinase activity.